AUGAAGAAAUACUCUGAAGAAAUAAGCAAACUGCUCGACAAAGGAGGCCGAGAGAUGGCAGCCAAGCAGUAUGAACAGGCGGUGGAGCACUAUUCUACAGCGUGUGAAUUGUCUAACUUGGAAUCAGGUGAAGAUGAUCCAGAUUUAUUAUACUUGUAUGGAUGGUCAUUAUUUGAAAAUGCGGUUGCGAACAGCGAUGUCUUGGGACAGAAUGCUGCCAAGAAGACACUGGAAGAGGAGAAUAAAGAGGAGAAGGAAGGGGAGAAGGAAGAGGAGGAAGAUGGAGGAAAGAUGCAAUUCAAUGAGACAUUAGCAGAAGAGGAGGAGAACGGGGAGAACGGGGAAGAGGAGAACGGGGAGAACGGGGAAAACGCAGAGAACGGGGAAAACGCAGAGAACGGGGAAAACGCAGAGAACGGGGAAAGCGCAGAGAACGGGGAAAGCGCAGAGAACGGGGAAAGCGCAGAGAACGGGGAAAGCGCAGAGAACGGGGAAAACGCAGAGAACGCAGAUAAUGAAGCUACUCAAUCAGACUUUGAAAUAGCCUGGGAUAUUUUGGAUCUCACCAGAACUAUUCUUCGAAAAGACAUUGAAAAUAUUGACGACAAUUCCGAACUUAGCCAUCCAUAUUUGAAAAGCGAUAAAGAUUCCGAACUCAAAAAUCAGACCGAUUAUGUUCUUAAGAGGAAGAAAUUGGCAGAUGUGUACUCACUUCUUGGAGAUAUAUCGUUGGAAACAGAGAACUUUCAACAGGCAGGAGCUGAUUUGAAAUCUAUGGUAGAUCUUAGAAAAGAGUUAUACCCAUUAGCUACAGGGGCAUUAACAGAAGGUUAUUACCGACUUUCUUUGGCACUAGAGUUUACAGAUCUUCCAGGAAGUAUCGAAGCGAUGAAGAUGACUAUGAAAUCAAUCCAAGAAAGAGCGAAAGAAGGAGAUAAAAUUGAUAAGGAUCUUAUGCAGGAGAUGGAACAGAGAUUGUAUGAGCUUGAGAAAGGUAACAAAAAUAUCAAGGACGAAAAAGAUAGGAUUAUGAAGGGAAUACUAGGCGACAUAGCACCUAGGGGUGGCUUGCACAAGGUUAAGGAGAUAAAGAAGGUAACUAAACCUGUUGUUAAUGAUCUUACAUUUCUGGUGAAGAAAAGGAAGUCCAAUUCUCCCAUAGAUGAUAAAUGUAUGAAGAAGAGGACGGGGCACUCAAGCACCCACACUAACUAA
Messenger RNA from Brettanomyces nanus, 1215 nucleotides. RefSeq lists its product as uncharacterized. Lineage: Eukaryota; Fungi; Ascomycota; Pichiomycetes; Pichiales; Pichiaceae. The transcript has a single exon. Bases 1 to 1215 code for a protein of 404 amino acids. Gene Ontology annotation, cellular component: nucleoplasm. The record is from RefSeq and is a predicted model, not a curated record. Gene Ontology annotation, biological process: DNA replication-dependent chromatin assembly; CENP-A containing chromatin assembly. Gene Ontology annotation, molecular function: histone binding.